CCCAUUAGAAAAGUGUUUAUUUACAAACGGAAUGAUUUUAAUUGCAUUUUCGUUUUGCUGCGUUUGAUAAUAAAUGCUGUUCGUGUAAUGACAAGUGGGCGUGGCUAAGCGGAAGAGGGGGCGUGGCCGAGCGGAUUAAAGCUGAUUCGAGCGUCAGAGUGCGGAGUCGCUCAGGGAGCAGCGGGAGUUCGUGGAGUUUGGACGCCGGGCGACUGUGCUGGAAAUGCGCCCCUCGCUUGAGUGCGGAGGCUGAAGGACAUUUUCGCUCCGUGAACGCACAGACAGGCGCUUUUCUUUCGUCGCGGCGGCGGUAGAAUUAAAGCCCCAACAACACACAGGUCAGCAGAUGGGUCAGGGCCUGUGGAGGGUGGCGAGGAACCAGCAGCUGCAGCAGGAGUACAGCGAGCAGUGUUUCCUCCAGCGCAGCGAGCGUCGGCGCAGGAUGACUGAGCUGCUGAACGAGACGCCGCCGCACUCGCGCCGUGUGCCACAGUGUCACGCCGACAUCGGGCACCUGCUGCGAAUGCGCAAGGCCAAAGAGGAGCAGGGCUUCAUAGACCUGGACAUGCUGCCCCCUGAGCUCAGCAUCACCAUCCUGUCCUACCUGAACGCCACCGACCUGUGCCUGGCCUCCUGCGUGUGGCAAGACCUGGGCAACGACGAGUACCUGUGGCAGGGCUUGUGCAAGUCCACUUGGGGUCACUGUUCCAUCUACAACCGUCUUCUUCCCCCCGGCUUCUCCUACAGAAAACUCUACAUGCAGCUUGAUGAAGGAAGCUUGACGUUCAACGCUAACCCUGAGGAGGGUAUCGCUUACCUCAUGUCCAAAAGCAUUCUCCUGGACCAUCCGAAGGAAAUCGCCAAGUUUAUAUUUUACACCAGAACGCUGAACUGGAAGAUGCUGCGUAUUUAUCUCGACGAACGCCGAGACGUGCUGGACGAGCUGGUCACACUACACAACUUCAGUAACCAGUUCCUCCCCAACGCGCUGAGGGACUUCUUCAGACACAUCCACGCGCCCGAGGAGCGCGGCGAGUACCUGGAGACGCUCAUCACCAAGUUCUCACACCGUUUCUGUGCCUGUAACCCCGCGCUGGUCCGGGACGUCGGCCUCACGCCUGAUGCCGUGUACGUGCUGUGCUACUCGCUCAUCCUGCUCUCCAUCGACCUGAGCAGCCCGCACGUGAAGAACAAGAUGUCGAAACGCGAGUUCAUCCGGAACACGCGCCGCGCCGCGCAAAACAUCAGCGAGGACUUCGUGGGCCACCUGUAUGACAACAUCUAUCUGAUCGGCCAUGUCGCCGCCUAGCAGAUGACUUACACACACACACACACACACACACACACACACCGGCCAAUAAAACCCUCGGCUACGCCACUGAAACGUUUAUGCGAAAUGGACGCUGACCUCUAGAGGUGUUCUUUAGUAUAGCGUUGGGAAAGCCAGACAGCAACACACACAAUCACACACGCGCAAACCACCGGUUGCCUUAGCAACCCGAGGCGAAAAGGGUAGCACCUCAAUCGCAGCUGAAAAACCACGCAGAGCCAUGUAGCUACUCGACGCGAAACUCGUGUUUGCUCGCUUAUAAUAUUCCAGACGUCUGGUCCGUUAAUGAAGCCAUUUCUCUUUUGUUUUUUGUUCGUUCCACGUCUCCGCCUCUUUCCUCUUCGUUUUAUAUCCAUAAAAGAAAAAAGACCCGGAUAGAACCGAAAAGCCUUUGAUAUAUUUUUCGAUGGCAAUGAUGAAGGAAAUCGACCUAAUAAUCACCACACGUGUGAAGAGAUUAUAACGGAGCACACGUAACGAGGCGCGAAACCCCACAUGGAUAUGAAGAUUCAUGUUCAGCCUGGUUCCCCAGAGGGCCCUGGGUUGCUCAUCGGGGGUUUUUUCUCCUACGGCGUAUUCGUAAAUAAGGUGUGAAUACGUGCAGGGCGUCUCAUCGUCCAGGCUGUUGCCCCGCCCCACACCUGUGAUGAUCCCUUUAUCUUAAAUACAAGUGGAAUUCUAACACUGUCGAACCUUUUUUUUUUUUUUUUUUUUUUUCUU
Molecule: messenger RNA, 2050 nt
Organism: Silurus meridionalis
Lineage: Eukaryota; Metazoa; Chordata; Actinopteri; Siluriformes; Siluridae
Gene: fbxo8
Product: F-box protein 8
Exons: 6
Coding region: 347-1309 (320 amino acids)
Biological process (GO): regulation of ARF protein signal transduction
Molecular function (GO): guanyl-nucleotide exchange factor activity; protein binding
Source: RefSeq, a predicted model, not a curated record